This is a messenger RNA of Mugil cephalus (flathead mullet), 8844 nucleotides long. RefSeq names its product acetyl-CoA carboxylase alpha (gene acaca). The record is from RefSeq and is a predicted model, not a curated record. The coding region runs from base 169 to 7410 and encodes 2413 amino acids. Lineage: Eukaryota; Metazoa; Chordata; Actinopteri; Mugiliformes; Mugilidae. The transcript is spliced from 55 exons. Gene Ontology annotation, biological process: fatty acid biosynthetic process. Gene Ontology annotation, molecular function: acetyl-CoA carboxylase activity; metal ion binding; ATP binding.
GCGUGACUCAUCUGGUGAUUAUUUUUUUUUUUCUUUCCUCAUCACUGGAAACAGAGAUGUCUGGCAGACACGGGUAGUUUAUUGAUCUGGCUCGAAUCAUCUUUUUUUUUCAGGAUUACGUGUCAGUUUAUCUCCAGCGUGCUCGCAGCCUGUUCGUGUCGUCCGGCCAUGGCACAGCAGGACGGUGCUGCCAAGAAGAACCCCGCUGUGGCGGCGCUGCACUCUCACUUCCUCGUGGGAUCGGUGUCGGAGGAAAACUCCGAGGAUGAGAACCAAGGGAAGCUGGACCUGCAGCUGGAGGAGAAGGACACCCGCUCCUUGUCGCCGUCCUCUGGCAGCUCCGACAGCACCUUUGAAAUGGGCUUCGACCACAUUGAUGGCCCCAUGCACAAUCUAAGAUCAAGUAUGUCAGGACUGCACCUGGUGAAACAAGGAAGAGAUCGCCGACGCAUUGAUCUCCAGCGGGACUUCACUGUCGCUUCUCCUGCUGAGUUUGUCACUCGCUUUGGUGGCAACAAGGUCAUUGAAAAGGUGCUUAUUGCCAACAAUGGAAUUGCAGCGGUCAAAUGCAUGCGAUCCAUCCGCCGCUGGGCCUAUGAGAUGUUUCGCAAUGAAAGGGCAAUCCGUUUUGUCGUCAUGGUGACCCCAGAAGACCUGAAAGCCAAUGCAGAGUACAUCAAAAUGGCAGAUCAUUACGUACCUGUACCCGGAGGCACUAAUAACAACAACUAUGCCAACGUGGAGCUCAUUCUUGACAUUGCAAAACGCAUACCUGUGCAGGCAGUGUGGGCUGGAUGGGGUCAUGCCUCAGAGAACCCCAAACUCCCAGAGCUCCUUCAUAAGAAUGGCAUUGCUUUCAUGGGUCCUCCAAGUCAGGCUAUGUGGGCUCUUGGAGACAAAAUUGCGUCGUCGAUUGUGGCUCAGACGGCUGGCAUUCCAACACUGCCAUGGAGCGGAGCAGGCCUAACAGUGGAAUGGACAGAGAGCAACCAAAAGAAGAAAAUCAUCAACGUUCCUCAUGACGUGUAUGAGCUUGGCUGCAUCCAUGAUGUAGAGGAUGGGAUGAAAGCUGCGGAAAAAGUCGGCUACCCUGUAAUGGUGAAGGCCUCAGAAGGUGGAGGUGGAAAAGGUAUUCGUAAAGUCAACUCUGUCGAUGACUUUCCUAACCUUUUCAGACAGGUCCAGGCAGAAGUUCCAGGAUCACCCAUUUUUGUCAUGCAGCUAGCCAAGCAUGCCCGCCACUUGGAGGUUCAGAUUUUGGCUGAUCAAUACGGCAAUGCCAUAUCCCUGUUUGGCAGAGACUGUUCUGUACAGAGGCGUCAUCAGAAGAUUAUAGAGGAGGCUCCUGCUACCAUUGCUACUUCUGAUGUGUUUGAGGAUAUGGAAAAGUGUGCAGUGAAGCUGGCUAAGAUGGUGGGAUACGUCAGUGCAGGCACAGUGGAGUACCUCUACAGCCAGGAUGGCAGCUUCUACUUCUUGGAGCUCAACCCUCGUCUGCAGGUGGAACACCCAUGUACUGAGAUGGUGGCUGAUGUCAACUUGCCUGCCGCCCAACUGCAGAUUGCUAUGGGUAUUCCUCUUCACCGCAUCAAAGACAUCAGGAUGCUUUAUGGGGUCCAACCUUGGGGAGACUGUCCCAUUGACUUUGAGGCUCUGUCAACUACACCUUCCCCACGGGGUCACGUCAUUGCAGCUCGUAUCACCAGUGAAAACCCUGAUGAGGGCUUCAAGCCAAGCUCUGGAACGGUGCAAGAGCUGAAUUUCCGCAGCAAUAAGAACGUUUGGGGCUACUUCAGUGUUGCAGCUGCUGGAGGGCUGCACGAGUUUGCCGACUCCCAGUUUGGGCACUGCUUUUCUUGGGGAGAGAAUCGUGAAGAAGCUAUCUCCAACAUGGUGGUUGCUCUCAAGGAGCUGUCCAUCCGGGGAGACUUCAGGACCACAGUAGAAUACCUCAUUAAGCUGCUGGAGACAGAAAGCUUCCAGCACAACAGCAUUGACACAGGUUGGCUGGACAGGCUCAUCUCAGAGAAGAUGCAGGCGGAGCGUCCCGAUACCAUGCUGGGAAUUGUGAGUGGAGCUUUGCACGUGGCGGAUGUCAAUCUUAGGAACAGCGUGUCCAACUUUCUGCAUUCUCUGGAAAGGGGCCAGGUGCUGCCAGCACACACACUACUCAACACUGUGGAUGUGGAGCUGAUCUAUGAAGGUACUAAGUACGUCUUGACAGUGACACGUCAGUCCCCAAACUCCUACGUGGUCAUCAUGAACAACUCUUGUGCUGAGGUGGAUGUCCAUCGACUCAGCGAUGGAGGACUUCUGCUGUCUUAUGAUGGAAGCAGCUACACUACCUACAUGAAGGAGGAGGUGGACAGGUACCGCAUCACUAUUGGGAACAAGACCUGUGUUUUUGAGAAGGAGAACGAUCCCUCGCUGCUGCGCUCUCCAUCUGCAGGAAAAUUAAUUCAGUACACGGUUGAGGAUGGCGGGCAUGUGUUCUCUGGCCAGUGCUAUGCUGAAAUAGAGGUGAUGAAGAUGGUGAUGACCCUUACUGCUGCAGAGUCUGGUUGUAUUCACUAUGUGAAGAGGGCUGGGGCAGCACUGGAGCCUGGCUGUGUCAUUGCCAAACUGCAACUGGACGACCCAAGCAGAGUGCAACAGGCAGAGUUGAACACAGGGGCCCUGCCCGCGAUCCAGGCAGUAGCACUGAGGGGGGAAAAGCUACACAGAGUCUUCCACAACACACUGGAUCACCUGGUUCAUAUAAUGAAUGGUUUCUGUCUUCCUGAGCCCUUCUUCAGUGCUAAGUUGAAAGAGUGGGUGGAAAGGUUAAUGAAAACAAUGCGUGAUCCCUCUUUGCCGCUGUUGGAGCUUCAAGACAUCAUGACUAGUGUGUCAGGUCGCAUCCCCCCCGCUGUGGAGAAGGCCAUCAAGAAGGAGAUGGCUCAGUAUGCCAGCAACAUAACUUCUGUGCUGUGCCAGUUCCCCAGCCAACAGAUUGCAAACAUCUUGGACAGCCAUGCUGCUACUCUAAACAAGAAGUCAGAGAGAGAAGUCUUCUUUAUGAACACACAAAGCAUCGUUCAGCUGGUGCAGAAGUAUCGCAGUGGAAUCAGAGGUCACAUGAAGGCAGUGGUGAUGGAUUUGCUCAGACAGUAUCUGAAAGUAGAGAUCCAGUUCCAGAAUGGACACUACGACAAGUGUGUGUUUGCACUGCGUGAGGAAAACAAAGGUGACAUGGCCAACGUGCUCAACUAUAUCUUCUCCCACGCUCAAGUCACCAAGAAGAACUUGCUGGUCACUAUGCUGAUUGUAAGUGUCUUUCAUCUCUGGGACCAACUAUGCGGCCGUGAUCCCACGCUGACAGAUGAACUCAUGACCAUUCUGACUGAACUGACCCAACUCAGCAAGACGACCAAUGCCAAGGUGGCUCUGCGUGCUCGCCAGGUGUUGAUAGCUUCCCACCUUCCCUCGUACGAGCUACGACACAACCAGGUGGAGUCCAUCUUCCUCUCUGCCAUUGAUAUGUACGGACACCAGUUCUGCAUUGAGAACCUGCAGAAACUCAUCCUUUCUGAGACAUCCAUCUUCGACGUUCUGCCCAACUUCUUCUACCACAGCAAUCAGGUAGUCAGGAUGGCUGCCCUCGAGGUGUACGUCCGCAGAGCAUACAUUGCCUACGAGCUCAACAGCGUUCAGCAUCGACAACUGAAGGACAACACGUGUAUAGUAGAGUUCCAGUUCAUGCUUCCCUCCUCGCAUCCCAACAGAGGGAACAUCCCCACUCUAAACAGGAAAAUGUCAGCCUGUAUCCUGGACAAUAAGAGAGCCAAGGACACUAAGUUAGAGGAAACUAAACGCCUCGAACUCAAAGCGCCAGAUAGUGAAGCUAAGGAUGAUAAUGCUGAGAAGGAAAAUGCCUCAGAUUUGGAAUCUGUUGACAGGAUGUCCUUCUCAUCCAACCUGAAUCACUAUGGCAUGGUGCAUGUUGCCAGUGUGAGUGAUGUUCUGCUUGACACAUCUUUUACUCCGCCUUGUCAGCGCAUGGGAGCCAUGGUCUCGUUCCGCUCCUUCCAGGAGUUCACAAGGAACAUACCAGACGUGUUGAGUUGCUUCUCUGACUCACCUCCACCGAGUCCAACCUUCCCUGAGGGAGGCAGUCCCGUGCUGUACGGUGAAGAGGACAACAAGAGUGUACAGGAUGAGCCUAUCCAUAUCCUGAAUGUGGCUAUAAAGACCGACAGCGACAUUGACGAUGAUGGACUGGCAGCCAUGUUCCGGGAGUUCACUCAGUCAAAGAAAUCUCUGUUGUUUGAACAUGGCAUCAGAAGGCUGACUUUCCUCGUGGCUCAGAAGGAUUUCAGGAAGCAAGUCAACUGUGAGGUGGACCAAAGGUUUCAUAGGGAAUUCCCCAAAUUUUUCACAUUCCGCGCAAGAGACAAGUUUGAGGAGGACAGGAUCUAUCGUCACUUGGAGCCAGCAUUAGCAUUCCAGUUGGAGCUCAACCGCAUGCGCAAUUUUGCCCUGACUGCCAUCCCAUGUGCAAAUCACAAGAUGCACCUGUACUUGGGUGCGGCCCGUGUGGAGGUGGGCACAGAGGUCACGGACUACCGCUUCUUUGUCCGAGCCAUCAUCCGUCACUCUGAUCUGGUCACAAAGGAGGCCUCCUUUGAAUACCUUCACAAUGAAGCAGAGCGUCUGCUGCUGGAAGCCAUGGAUGAACUGGAAGUGGCCUUCAACAACACAACUGUUCGAACUGACUGUAACCAUAUCUUCCUCAACUUCGUUCCUACAGUCAUCAUGGACCCAUCAAAGAUUGAGGAGUCUGUGCGCUCCAUGGUGAUGCGUUACGGCAGCCGUCUGUGGAAGCUGCGCGUCCUGCAGGCAGAACUCAAAAUCAACAUCCGCCUGACCCCGACUGGAAAACAAAUUCCCAUCCGCCUCUUCCUUACUAAUGAGUCAGGUUACUACCUGGACAUCAGUCUGUACAAGGAGGUCACUGAUUCCCGAACGGGACAGGUGGGGCCCAAAGAUCGACAGAUUAUGUUCCAAGCCUACGGAGACAAGCAAGGCCCAUUGCAUGGCAUGCUCAUCAAUACACCUUACGUCACCAAGGACCUGUUGCAGUCGAAGCGCUUCCAAGCCCAGUCCCUGGGCACCACCUACGUCUACGACUUCCCAGAAAUGUUCAGACAGGCUCUGAAAAAGCAGUGGCACGCUACUCAGACCUACGCCCACUUACCCAAAUGCCCUCUGCCAUCUGAGCUGCUCACUUUCACUGAGCUGGUUCUCGACGCACAAGGACAGCUGGUGCAGAUGAACCGACUGCCAGGGGGCAAUGAGAUCGGUAUGGUGGCAUGGCGGAUGACCCUUCGAACUCCAGAGUACCCUGCGGGACGUGAGAUCAUCGUCAUAAGCAAUGACAUCACACACAAGAUCGGCUCAUUCGGGCCCCAGGAGGACGUGUUGUUCCUGAGAGCCUCGGAGAUGGCGCGAGAGAGCGGCAUCCCUCGAAUCUACAUCGCGGCCAACAGCGGUGCCCGCAUCGGCCUGGCAGAGGAAAUCAGACACAUGUUCCACGUGGCCUGGCAGGAUCCAGUCGACCCUUACAAGGGUUUCAAGUAUCUCUACCUCACACCUCAGGACUACAAGAAGGUGUCAGCCCUAAACUCUGUGCAUUGCGAACACGUAGAGGAUGAAGGAGAAUCCAGGUACAAGAUCACUGACAUCAUUGGGAAAGAUGAAGGGCUGGGCGUGGAGAAUCUGAAAGGUUCGGGAAUGAUUGCCGGAGAAUCCUCUCUGGCUUAUGAGGAGAUCAUCACCAUGAAUCUGGUCACAUGUCGAGCCAUAGGUAUUGGGGCCUAUCUGGUGAGGCUUGGACAGAGAACCAUCCAAGUGGACAACUCCCACAUUAUCCUCACUGGAGCUGGAGCCCUCAACAAGGUGCUGGGCAGGGAAGUGUACACAUCCAACAACCAGCUCGGUGGAAUUCAAAUCAUGCACAACAACGGUGUGACCCACUGCACGGUGUGCGACGACUUUGAGGGAGUCUUCACUCUUUUGCAGUGGCUGUCGUACAUGCCCAUGUGUAAAUCUAGUCCAGGGCCGAUCCUCCAGGCCAAGGAUCCCAUAGAUCGGCUGAUAGAGUUUGUGCCUACCAAGGCUCCUUAUGACCCUCGCUGGAUGUUAGCAGGACGCCCCAGCCAGACUCCAAAGGGUUCCUGGCAGAGCGGUUUCUUUGACCAAGGCUCUUUCAUGGAGAUCAUGCAGCCAUGGGCUCAGAGUGUUAUAGUAGGCAGAGCCAGGCUGGGUGGGAUACCUACUGGAGUGGUUGCUGUGGAAACCAGGUCAGUGGAGCUGUCGAUUCCAGCUGAUCCAGCCAAUUUAGACUCGGAGGCAAAGAUCAUCCAGCAGGCGGGACAGGUCUGGUUCCCAGAUUCUGCUUUCAAAACAGCCCAGGCCAUUAAGGACAUGAACAGGGAGGGAUUACCUCUCAUUGUGUUUGCCAACUGGAGGGGCUUUUCUGGAGGAAUGAAAGAUAUGUACGACCAGGUGUUGAAGUUUGGGGCCUACAUUGUGGACGGGUUGAGGGAGUACAAGCAGCCAGUGCUGGUGUAUAUUCCCCCUCAGGCAGAACUGAGAGGAGGCUCCUGGGUGGUUAUAGAUCCCACCAUCAACCCCCGUCACAUGGAGAUGUACGCCGACAAGGACAGCCGAGGUGGAGUGUUGGAGCCUGAAGGAACGGUGGAGAUCAAGUUUAGGAGGAAGGACCUGGUGAAGACCAUGAGAAGAGUGGAUCCGGUCUACACGGGCUUGGCUGAGAAAUUGGGAACUCCAGAGCUGAGUCCCCCCGAUCGAAAAGAGCUGGAGACCAAGCUUAAGGAGCGUGAGGAGUUUCUGUUGCCCAUCUACCAUCAGGUGGCUGUGCAGUUCGCCGACCUGCACGACACCCCAGGCCGUAUGCAAGAGAAGGGCGUUAUCACGGACAUCCUGGAAUGGCCGACGUCCCGUCAGUUCUUCUACUGGCGUCUACGCCGUCUGCUGCUGGAGGACACAGUGAAGAGGAAGAUCCAAGCGGCCAACAGCGAGCUGACAGAUGGCCAGAUCCAGGCAAUGCUGCGCCGCUGGUUUGUGGAGGCCGAGGGAGCCGUUAAGGCCUAUUUGUGGGAUAACAAUGAGGAGGUGGUGGCAUGGCUGGAGAGACAGCUGGCUGAAGAGGAGGGCGCCAGGUCCGUCGUCGAUGAGAACAUCAAGUACAUCCGCCGAGAUCACAUUCUCAAGCAUAUCCGCAGCCUUGUUCAAGCCAACCCAGAGAUCGCCAUGGAUUCUAUUGUGCACAUGACCCAGCACAUCUCACCCACGCAGAGAGCUGAGGUGGUGCGUAUCCUGUCCACUAUGGAGACCGCCUCCUCCUAGCAGGAGUAUGGCCUCUCCUCCCAGCUCAGGCGGCAAAACCCAGGCAGAAGGAGCCCUGGAUCAGAAGCAGAGCUUCUCCUACGCGAGGCCAGGCUUCCAAAACUGAGGCUGGAGGAGCCAACGUGAUGGCCCUCGGCAGGCGCCAGGUUACUGAUGAAUCGUUGGCAAUGAUUCUAAACUGAGAGUUUAGACGACUGACAUCAAUUCUAACAUUUUGUAAAUGGUCUUAGGCGUACGCUGGUGUUUAGAAAAUCCAUGUAUUUUGUAUUAAAGUGCAAUUAAAACUGAGACAAGAUAGAAAUUUCUAAAACUUAAUAUGGUUGGAGUUUACAGUUUGCCUAAGGAGAUGCUCGUGCUUCUAUGAUAAUCAGCAGCCUCCAUCAUUUUAAACUGGAGUGUGCCUAACUGUACAUUAAAAAUGUUGUCCUGUUAAAAUGCACGUUGGUUUGUGACAUAUGCUUGUUAAGAUUUGCAAGUGUUUUGAUGACCAGCUCGACAAUGACGACACAUUGCUGGGGGAGUCAGCAGGAACGGGGGGUUUUUACUCCCCCAAGUAAGGAGCACUUAGUUACUGAACAAAGACAGGGAAUGCUGUAACAGAUUUGGACAGGGGAGCCCAGCAGGGAGCAGGGACGAGGUUUUCUUUUUAGAGCCUGACUGCUUCACAGUUACCCUGCAGUGAGCAAUGGGCAUCUCACCUCAUAACAAAACCACAGCUGUUCCUUCUGUUCUUACCUUACAUGGUACAUGCUGCUUUAGGGGCACUUUAGUGCUUACUGUUCCCUUACAGUGCAUACAGAUCAAAUCUGUUGCAUACAAACAUGCAUACGUACACAAAGAAUUAAUGAAAUUAACAUUAAUAUGCACACAUUUUACUUUAAAUAAGAGGUUGAUGAUGGUCAUUUACGUGUGAAUAAUAGCAUACUUCAAGAUUGUACCCUAGCUUGACUAACUAAAGGAAUAUAUCUGAAUUUACAACCAACUGAUUCAAUGUCUGUAAAGAACAAACACUACUGUUCACUGGACUUACAUGUUUCAUGUCAGAUAUGCUGUAUAAUCGUAACUGCAAUCCUCUGAAGCUGUCCUAUUUAAAGUUUGUAUGUCCUGUACAUGACAUGUUACUUAUUUUUAAUAUUAAUUUUUGGAAUCACAUAGUACUCCUCUACUCGAGUUUGUUACCAGCAGACAUUGCAGAAACCGCAAGAGUACAUGAUAAUAGCAUCAUUUACGUCGUCGUGUCUUACGCUUUGCUGAAAAUCCAGUGUUAGCAACGUGACGUGGCUUCAUGGUCGGUGCUGUGCCUUUUAUGUGCCCGGGCAGACACGCCGUCCAGUUGCUUCAUAAGUAACUGGUCGUUUCCAAUGCAAGGGUGGAGAGUUUACUGUAAUGAGCUCUAAACGUGUGUGCAAAUUUAAUAAAGCUUACCAAACUUGA